Molecule: messenger RNA, 1315 nt
Organism: Saccostrea echinata
Lineage: Eukaryota; Metazoa; Mollusca; Bivalvia; Ostreida; Ostreidae
Product: GTP-binding protein Rhes-like
Exons: 2
Coding region: 150-1082 (310 amino acids)
Molecular function (GO): GTPase activity; GTP binding
Source: RefSeq, a predicted model, not a curated record
UCAGUCGACUUAAUACGGCAUGCAAAUUUACUGAUUCUUUUUUCCCCUUGAUCUUUGUUCCACCACUCGUUGCAUUUGCUUUGAUCACUGUAAAACAUAGAAUGGCAAUGUAAUGACCAAUUUAAGCACUUAAGACACCAUCAUCUGUAAUGGGAUCCUUCACAUUUUGCAGGAGGCUAUGGAAUUGGAAGCCAGAUCGUGUGGAGCGUUUUGAAAACGACGAACAAGAACGUUGCACGUGUUGGUCAGCGGAGGUGACGUCACCUACUAAUAUGGCGUUGAUCGAACAAGGUGACACAGCCGCACCCGAGAACUGUCAGAGACUAGUGAUAUUGGGCUCAAGUAAAGCGGGCAAGACAUCCAUUGUCUCCCGAUUCUUGUACAAUAAAUUUGACGAUAGUUAUACCCCCACCAUUGAAGACUUUCAUAGGAAAAUAUACCGGAUCAAAGGAGAAGCUUACCGCCUUGAUAUCUUAGACACUUCCGGUAAUCAUCCAUUUCCGGCAAUGAGGCGUCUGUCAAUCAUUACAGGGGACCUGUUUCUUUUGGUAUAUAGUAUAGAUAACCGUGAAUCCUUUGAAGAAGUAGAGCGCUUGUGUCAACAGAUACAAGAAUGUAAGACACAGUGUAGAAACAGAGAAGGCGAACGGCGCCAGAGAAGAGCCAUUCCAGUGGUCAUCGUAGGCAACAAGUGUGAUAAGGAAAAAAUGCGCGUGAUAGACCCAGCCGAGCCACUGCAUCUUACCGAAGUGUAUGAAAACUGCAUGUUUAUAGAAACGUCCGCAAAGAAAAACAUCAACAUCGAAGAGUCCUUUACAAGACUUUUUGACAUGGGAAAUCUUCCAUUAGAAAUGAGUCCUUCUCUGCAUCGGAAGGUUCAUCCUUUCUACGUAAGCGGAAGUACUUCACAAACCGGAAGAAAGGGAAUGUCCAUUAGGAGAAAAAUGUCUGACGCUUGCGGAACGAUUGCCCCGAAUGUCAGACGACCAAGUAUACGCACUGAUUUGAUGGUGGCACAGAUGAGAACGAAAUCAUCUAAUCUAACCAAAGCUGAUGUGAAAGAAAAAUGUGCUAUACAGUGAUUGUUUAUAAACUUUAAUUUAGAUUUACGACGACGAUUACAUGAAAUUGGUAGAAGAUUGUCCAGUUUCUGUUUGUUUUUCCUUUCUGAAUUUCUUUUAAUCUUAAAGACAGUAACAAAUGUAAACCAAACUUGACAGAAAUCAUUACCUGAUAAAGUUUUUUUUUUUUAAUGAACAACAACACCAUUUUCUAUAGGUGCUACAGAUGCUUUUUUCUAGACUUGUAAAGAAUU